This is a messenger RNA of Ceratosolen solmsi marchali, 854 nucleotides long. Its product is annotated as cyclin-dependent kinase 2-interacting protein-like. Bases 67 to 642 code for a protein of 191 amino acids. The transcript has 5 exons. The record is from RefSeq and is a predicted model, not a curated record. Lineage: Eukaryota; Metazoa; Arthropoda; Insecta; Hymenoptera; Agaonidae.
GACAAACUUAAUAUAAUAAUUUUAUACAUUUCAAAUAAGUAUACCGCUUUAUAAUAAGUUUAAGAAAUGUCAAAUUCACCUAAUCAAUCAACCCAAUUUGUUCCUAUUAAUGUAUUAUCAAGAUUGAAAAUAUCCCCAGGAAAAAAUCUUACAGGUAAUGUAAGAAUUGUUCGUGACUUAGCAACUGACAUACAUUCCAGUAUUCAACAAUGGAAUGUAAUUCAUUUAAACGGUAUUAUUAUUCUCAAAAAUAUUGCAAAUAUAAAAAUUGAUAAAACCUAUCCUGAAGAAUUAAAAGGUCUAUGUGAAGAUUUAGGAAAAAUCUGUGAUGAAUCAGAUAAAAUUGUUGAUAAUCUAAAACUAUUGGCUAAUAAAAUGAAGGCAAUUUCUGAUUUAUAUAAAAGAACUGAUAAUUUAUUUACAACAUGGCCAGUCAAAAAAUUUGUUUCUACAUCAGAAAAAAUAUAUCAAGUUUAUCAAAAGGAAGCAAUAGUAAAAAGAAUUAUUUCAGAAGACAUGGCACAUGAUUAUAGAGAUUCUUGGAAAAUCUUACAUCUUGCAGCAUGGGUACAUCAAACACAAAUAUCUGAUAAUGUAAAAACUAUUUUGGAAUCAAUGCUCAUUGAAACUAAAUUAAGAUGAGGUUUCAACGAACUUUUUAAGUAUACCAGAAUGUUUCUGUACAAGACGCCAACUAUUUAUUAACAUACAAGAAUCUUGGAUCCGUCAAUUUACAUUAAAAAUAUAAUUGCCCCUGAAAACAUGAAUUUCAGUCAUGUAGGCUCAUACGCUUCAUUAAUAAAAUACUAAUUGUGUAAGAUAGGAUUAAAUAUUCAAUAAAAAUAAUCUUUUCA